AUGGGUUCUCUCACUCCUUAUCAGCGCAAACACAAGGUGACCGUGGUGGGCUCCGGUAAUUGGGGUACCGCCAUCGCUAAGAUCGUCGCCGAAAAUGCCGCUGCCAAUCCCGAUACCUUCGAGGAGAAGGUUGAGAUGUGGGUGUUCGAGGAGAACGUUGAGAUCGCAAAGGACUCACCACACUACGAUGCUGCCAACCCCGGCCCUCAAAAACUCACCGAGGUGAUCAACCGCACCCAUGAGAACGUCAAGUACCUUGCAGGAAUCCAGUUGCCGGCCAACCUCCACGCAAACCCCUCCCUUGAGGAUGCCGUCAAGGACAGCACCCUCCUCGUCUUCAACCUCCCCCACCAGUUCAUCCACAAGAUCUGCGACUCAAUUAAGGGCAAAAUCCUUCCUUACGCUCGUGGUAUUUCAUGCAUUAAGGGCGUUGACGUUACAGAGGAUGGUGUCCACCUCUUCUCAGAGACCAUUGGCAAGGUUCUCGGCAUCUACUGUGGUGCCCUGUCUGGUGCCAAUAUCGCCAACGAGGUUGCUCAAGAGAAGUGGUCUGAGACUACUGUCGCCUAUGACCCCCCACACAUGGACUCCAAGGCUCCCACCCCACAGCUUUCACCCUCAGGCUCCCAAGUAAAUCUGGUCGAGUUUGAGCACAAGGAUGUCUCUGGCAAGAUGUCCAGCGUCAAGUUGCAGGCACUGCCCUCAGACUACCCUCCCAUCGAUCACGCUGUCCUCAAGUUCCUUUUCCACCGCCCUUACUUCCACGUUCGCGUCGUAAAUGACGUCGCUGGUGUGUCUGUCAGUGGCGCUUUGAAGAACAUUGUUGCCAUCGCUGCUGGUUGGGUUAUCGGUAUGGGCUGGGGUGACAACGCCAAGUCUGCUGUCAUGCGCGUUGGCUUGAAGGAGAUGGUUCGUUUCGGAGAUCUGUUCUUUGGUGCUACCAUUGAUCAGCGCACCUUCACAGAGGAAAGUGCCGGUGUCGCCGACUUGAUCACCAGUUCCAGCAGUGGUCGCAACUUCCGUUGUGCCAAGCUUAGCGUUGAGCGCAACCAGUCGAUCGAGGAAGUUGAGAAGACAGAGCUUAACGGCCAAAGUCUUCAAGGUACAUUGACCGCCAUCGAGGUCAACAAGUUCCUGAAGAAGCAAGGCAUGGAAGACGAGUUCCCUCUUUUCACUGCUGUCUUCCGAAUUUUGGAAGGUAGCAUGAAGGUCGCAGAUAUCCCUGCGUAUAUCGAGCGGUAA
Molecule: messenger RNA, 1242 nt
Organism: Penicillium verhagenii
Lineage: Eukaryota; Fungi; Ascomycota; Eurotiomycetes; Eurotiales; Aspergillaceae
Product: glycerol-3-phosphate dehydrogenase family protein
Exons: 3
Coding region: 1-1242 (413 amino acids)
Biological process (GO): glycerol-3-phosphate catabolic process; carbohydrate metabolic process
Cellular component (GO): cytosol; glycerol-3-phosphate dehydrogenase (FAD) complex; nucleus
Molecular function (GO): NAD binding; glycerol-3-phosphate dehydrogenase [NAD(P)+] activity
Source: RefSeq, a predicted model, not a curated record